Messenger RNA from Archocentrus centrarchus (flier cichlid), 2681 nucleotides. Its product is annotated as SWI/SNF-related matrix-associated actin-dependent regulator of chromatin subfamily B member 1-like. Gene Ontology annotation, cellular component: nuclear chromosome. Gene Ontology annotation, biological process: chromatin remodeling. The transcript has 9 exons. NCBI's taxonomy places the organism in Eukaryota, Metazoa, Chordata, Actinopteri, Cichliformes, Cichlidae. The record is from RefSeq and is a predicted model, not a curated record. Bases 57 to 1163 code for a protein of 368 amino acids.
GCACCUGAAGGAGAGACGGCUUCUCCAAUAAUUAGCAGCACAGUGACUGCCUAAAGAUGCAGUUAGCUCUCAGUAAAACGUUUGGCCAGAAGCCGGUAAAAUUUCAGCUUGAACAAGAUGGAGACUUUUACAUGGUGGGGUCGGAGGUUGGAAACUAUCUGCGGAUGUUCAGAGGCUCGCUCUAUAAAAGAUAUCCAUCUUUGUGGAGGAGGCUGGCCUCAGUGGAGGAGAGGAAGAAAAUCGUAGCAUCGUCACAUGCCACCAGUGUUACUUUGCUGAAGGCUUCCGAGUGUGAAGAGAUCUUCGAUGGGAAUGAUGAGAAAUACAAGGCGGUGUCCAUCAGCACCGAGCCCCCCGCUUACCUCAGGGAGCAAAAAGCAAAGAGGAGCAGUCAGUGGGUUCCAACGCUGCCCAAUAGUUCUCACCAUCUAGAUGCUGUGCCUUGCUCCACCACCAUCAACCGCAACCGGAUGGGCCGUGACAAGAAGAGGACCUUCCCUCUUUGCUUUGAUGACCAUGACCCUGCAGUGAUCCAUGAGAACGCAGCCCAGAUAGAGGCACUGGUCCCUGUUCGUCUAGACAUGGAGAUCGAUGGACAGAAACUACGAGAUACCUUCACAUGGAACAUGAAUGAAAAACUUAUGACCCCGGAGAUGUUUGCAGAGAUUUUGUGUGAUGACCUGGACUUGAAUCCUCUGGCUUUCGUCCCAGCCAUCGCCUCAGCUAUUCGUCAGCAGAUUGAGUCUUACCCCACCGACAGCCUAUUAGAAGAGCAGGCGGACCAGAGAGUCAUCAUCAAGCUGAACAUCCACGUAGGGAACAUCUCUCUGGUGGACCAGUUUGAGUGGGACAUGUCAGAGCGGGAGAACUCUCCAGAGUCAUUUGCAUUGAAGCUGUGCUCUGAGCUGGGUCUGGGCGGAGAGUUUGUCACCACUAUUGCCUACAGCAUCCGUGGUCAGCUCAGCUGGCACCAGAGGACCUACGCCUUCAGUGAGAACCCACUCCCCACAGUAGAGAUUGCCAUACGCAACACGGGCGAUGCAGACCAGUGGUGCCCCCUGCUGGAGACGCUCACAGACGCUGAAAUGGAGAAGAAGAUCCGAGACCAAGACAGAAACACAAGGCGCAUGAGACGACUGGCCAACACUGCCCCCUCCUGGUAGGACAUGUGACGCUGCAUCGGGAGGCUCCUGUUACUCAUUAAAACAACCAAGGGCGCAAGUCAUCCUUAAAGCAUCAGCGUAGCAUCUGGACGAAUGUGAACAUGGACAUGUGGUCGGUCCUGUGGCAGCCUGUGACCAAGGACACUUCAGCACACACAGACUAUCACCAUCACAUCACUGCUCAUGGCAGCAGCAUACUGCUAACAGGUGUUUACUCUAAAGGAACUGAAUCAGAUGUCUGACACACACUCACACACUCUCACACACACACGAUCACAUUAGGUCAAAGUACAUGGCAUUGAGUUUAAUCUAUCUAUAUGAAUGGUUAGUGAAAUGGCAGCCUGAUCUGAACAGCUUUGUGUAAUAUCACCGAGGCAGGUGGAACAACAGGGAACAUCAUCAUCUGCUGACAUGCCACAGUUAUCAGUCUCAUUUAGAUCCCAGCGUUACACUUUACAGGAGAACUGAGAGUAUUGGUAAGAAAAGGACAAGCCCAGUGUAGCUAACAUUAACUGAUGAGAUGCAGUAAAAGUAUCUGUUUUUCCCUAUUUAACAAGGCGUGUCAGCAUUUUAGUCACAUGGCCACCAGUUGGGUUUCUGAGACAGGAUGUACUUUAUAAGUGAAAAAAAAGUCAAUCCAUUAGUCGCUCAGCAGAAGGAUCUUAACUGUUUUCUGAACUGAUUCCAAGGGGAAAAGCAUCAGGCAUCAGCUCUGGUGACAUCCCUAAUACCCAAUUCACUGUCAUAAUGCACCUCAGUAUUUUUCUGUGCAUCGGAGGAAUGGCCAAACAUUUUGAGAGGGAGCAGCAAGUAAACCGUGACUUCUGGGGGGUGCAGAAGUCCAGUUUGAAGGGACAUGCUGGUCUUCUGCAUUCAUCUUUGUACAAACAAGCUUUUUAUGUUCCACAACAGCAGACGUGGACCAUAAAAAGGCUGUAUGUGUGGAGAAUGACCCAAAGAGCUGACAUAUUAAAGGUCGGAGGUCAACACACUUAUUUUGAAAGAAAAAAAACAAAGUGCAGCAAGGGUUUUAACAGAUCUUAGUGAUCAGCUGCUUCCCUGUGCUGUGGCUCAGUGAGCGUCCCUUCAUCCUCAGAUCUGUAAAGCGCUCUCAGUGAAUCGGAGUUGAUUUGAUUUUAGCCUGUAGAUUCUGUUCUGAUUGUAGUUUUGUGCACUAGUGGCCAUCUGCAUGCUGAAACCUAGUUAGAUCAUACUGUUCCCUGUGCAUGAGGGACUGACUGUUACUUCUUGCACAGUGCCUCACAUUGUAUUAGUGUCAGUGCACUGCAGCCUCCUUUUUGGCUAGCAUGGGGGGGCGGCAGGGAGGGGGGUGAAAACAAGCUGAGAAUAAUCACUUAUGUCCUUUAAAGUGAUGAUUUUCAACUUAAUAUCCUCUGAAGAAAGAUGUUAACAUGUACUGUUGCUUCUCUCAUUUUUUGUAUAAUUGUUUUACUUUUUAUAGUGUACUUGUUUUGUUUUUUGGGGGUUUUUUUGUAUGAAAAAUAAUAAAGAAGGCCU